Molecule: messenger RNA, 996 nt
Organism: Fulvia fulva
Lineage: Eukaryota; Fungi; Ascomycota; Dothideomycetes; Mycosphaerellales; Mycosphaerellaceae
Exons: 1
Coding region: 1-996 (331 amino acids)
Source: RefSeq, a predicted model, not a curated record
AUGGUCAAGCAGGAGGACUCGUUCAUUGUCAGCAUUAUCCUACAGGCGCAUGGCUACAAAUGCAGAAUCAUCGAGGAAGAACAUAAGCAUGGCCUGAAUGCGCUGACUUACACCGAUAUGGCCAAGUUGCAGGUGAAGUGGAUGACCGGCAUCAUCCAUGCCUACUCGCUAUUCACGCAUGCGAUAAUCGCAGACAAGCCUGUCGGCGCUCGCGUUGCUGGCCUGAUCCCGGUCCUCCAUAUGACGAUUUUCCGACUGUUCUUGAUGAUCUCGCUUCCCACCAUCGUCCUUCUGGCCAACACUACUGUCGUCCCCAACUACAGCAUCGACCUACCCAUCUCGAUGUUCCUGGCCCUCGUAGCAUACUCAUCCUCAUACAUGCUUUCAUGGAGCUUGGCAGAAGCUGCUGAGGGCACCAUCGGUCUUGACGACGGCACUCGUCUGUGGAACCUGCCAUACCAGCUAAAGGGGAUCAUGUGGCUCGUACAUCACUCCGUCUUCGGCGAGUCCAAGAUGCCGAAGUUCCUAACCACUGGUGCCGAAAGCGCAGCAAGCAGGGCUAAAGCCAACUCCAGCCUGAUAGGCCGCCUGUAUCAUACCAUUGUCUAUGACGGAGCCUGGAUGCACCUUACGUACUUCUCCUGUCUGACGGUAACCCUCUACUGGACAAUCACGAAAGCGCUCUCCACUCAGCCAGCAUCUCACCAAUGGCUGGCAGCCUCCAUCGCCUUCCCGCCCUUCACAAAGAUCUUACUGGACUGCUUGUACAACUCUGUCACCCCAGUCAUAUACGUCCUCUCCCCAGAUCCGAACAAGAAGACGAGGGAGGAUUUCCUGGAGCGCGAUGAAAAGACUAAUGUCGCGAAGCCAUUGCUGGAGGCUAUCACACCACCGAAGCCAGCUUUCUUUGGCACGUUUGGUGUGACUGGUCUGAUGUGGCUGUACUUUGGCCUUGCGCCGUUCCUUGCCACUGCGCGCUGGAUGCAGAAAGUGUAA